Molecule: messenger RNA, 2880 nt
Organism: Aspergillus mulundensis
Lineage: Eukaryota; Fungi; Ascomycota; Eurotiomycetes; Eurotiales; Aspergillaceae
Exons: 1
Coding region: 1-2880 (959 amino acids)
Source: RefSeq, a predicted model, not a curated record
AUGUCACCCUCAAACACGUACAUCCGCUACAAGCGGGACCAGAAACUGCUUGUUUACUGGCUUAUACACGCGUCUAACGCCAUUAUCAAAUCAUUUCCCGCGGAGACAACAAUCCCACUAAACACUAGUGGUGAGAUCAAAAUCUCGACAUUGGUUUCUUUGUCCGAGGUUAUUUCGAAACGCAUCAGCCCUAUCCCCACCAGCAUCUACCGUCUAUUUCAGUCGGUCAUAGGGGCACGACGGCAAACGCACUUGUUCUUUAAGCAGCUUGCGGCCGAGGACCCUGAUCCGGAGAUCGAAGCAAGCAAUGUUUCGCACGAGUACUGGUUAAAUGGACUUGUUAAAGCUUUUGCUAUCCUCGGCGGAGAGACAUGGCUCUCAGAGCGGCAAAAUGCCCCAGAUGCUGCGGAUGAAGGGGAUGAGGACGAGAUAUUCUCUAAUAAGUUCGCGGGCCUUAAUCUAGACGGAGAGUAUGACGAGGAUGAGGAGGAAGAAACAAGCGAAACACCAGUCAAAAUGCCCCCGCGAGUGCAGAAAAAGGGGACGAAGAAGGGCAAGGGGAAGAAGGGCAAGAAGGCGAAAGGCAAAGGGAAGCGCGCUACCGAGGGAGCAGAGCCUGCCGACAUACCGCUGGAGAGCUAUUGCAUUAUUGAAGACCAGACAGGUCUUGUUACGGACUAUCUCCUGGCUGCUCAUUCGUUGAUGAUGGAGUGGUCCGAUUUACGAAGCUGCAUGCAAGAGGCCUGGCGCCGGGUAGCGUAUCUAGGUCUGCACAGUGCCAUUGCUGGUUCUUUUGGUCAUAUCGCGGUUGCUAUGCUCAGCAAGAGCCAGGUUGAAAUCAUGGCUGACUUUCCUGGGCACGAUUCCUUUGAGACUAUUAUGCGAACAAUCACAAGAGGAAAUCCUGACAAAGCGCAGGGUAUGCUUCGGAUGGUGGCUCCAGACAAAUCUUCCUCCGACAACAGCGCCGGGACUGUCCUGGGCGAAGAAGUGGAUGUAAGAGAGCAUAUGAUGAUACACGCCUAUGAAGACCUGGUGGAUUUCAUCGCCGAUUUUCAGAAAACACGGAGCGGGAAGCCGACCAAGUCUAUGCUGAAAACCUUGCACUGGGACCCGACUCUUGAUCUUAGUCAAGCCAGCAGCGACGUUCGUCUGAAGUGGCGUCGGGCUUACACGAUCAACUGGCUAUAUGAUCUUGUAAAUGUCUUCUCGUCGGAAGCGGUCGAGAGUCGAAAUCUCAAAGGCGAGCCUGCCGAUCUUGCGUCUGUCGACUGGUCUAUCCAUGGGCCCUGGGCUCGCUCCCAACGGAUGUUUGGUCUGGGGGAAUUUGCAGGCGAGGUCACGAAGCUUGCGAUGCAGAAACCUGGGACCGAUGUCCGGUCAAAGAUUCUUCCGCACCUGGUUUUCCAGCUUCAGUGCAUUGUCGAUUCCUUUUGUGUGGUGCGCGGAUGGAUAGGCGACACUAUAACAAGUCCCGCAGAUGAUUUCUGCGCUAGACGAGAUAUUGACCCAUUCCUGGAUCGCUCAUUGCAGGAUGACGGCGUGGGAUAUCUCAGAGGCUCGGAAUUCAUGUGGGCCGAGCUCAAAAUGGCCGCUAUAAGAAACCCUGAGCCCGAAUACAACGUAGUGGCUGAACUAGGUGCGCGUGUGGGCGGGGAUUUCAAGGACUGGCUAGGGGAGACUCUCUACAAGGAUGGCCUCGAGUCUAUCCCACCCUCGCGCUUUUCCAACUCAAACGCGAACGGACUCUGGGAAUACUCACCUUACUUGUGCGGUACCGGUCUGCUGGAGGCUUUAGAGAUUGCACACGGAGCGAGCAUGUUUAUGUGGGAUCGUGUAAGGGAGCCGUCCCUCAUCGUGCACUUGCACAAUAUGCUCGUUAAAAAGGGCUAUCUCGACCAGCCCGUCGACCUGAUCGAUGAAUUGACAAACACCUACCGCAACGAAUUCUUUUGCAAGGGAAAGAUCCCGGAGAGCCGGUUCUUCUCCGCCCUGUAUGCCGUUAUGCUAAGGGACGCAGGAGCGAAAGACUCCUCAAGCCAUGAAAUCAAAGUACAGCGCCUAAAGCGCAACGUCAACACUGUACACGAUUUCAUGGACGAACGCUUCAACAGCGUGUACAGGACAAAGUCGCUGGCAAGGCUGCUGCGCGAGGCUUACUGGGUUCCCGACCGAAUCUCGGACGACGAAAUCACCGUCCCCUCAUCGCUUGCGCUUCUGCGGCUCCGACGCACCAAACGAGUAAUAGACCCAGCAACCGGGGCAAAGACCCUGGCGGACACCGUUCUACUUCGACGAUACAGGGAAGCUGGAUGGAGCGAUGAAUUAAUAUCUUGGCUGGUCGGCGCCCUUGAUGACGCCCAACCGCUUGACGAACCACCGCAGCCAAACGGCCGUCUAUCCGCGCUGCCUCCGGGCUACGGCCAUAAGAUCCUGGCUGAUUCGAAAGCCAGUCUGCAUCUCGACAAGGGCAAUCUCAGCAACGAAGAGUUCUUCUUUAGGAUCCUGAAGACCGACAUGCGGAAUCAGAUCGUGUUAGGGCCAUGCCCUAUAUUGGGGCUCAGCUAUAUGUGGAUCACGCUAUACUGCUUUCACAUUUUCAGCCGUAUCGAGCAGAAACUGAAGGAGUUGAAGCAUCCGUACUAUGACAGGAUCUAUUGUGAUCCCGAAGAGAGCAAGAACAUGGGGCUGACGUUCACUGUUAUGGAGGAGGAGGAUGGAGCGUGUCUGCGUGUUAUUGCUGAAUGCUUGCGGGGAAACCCUGCAUGCGUCGGGGAUUAUUUCUACUGGCCUGAGGUGGGGUCUGGAAGUGUAUACUCCGAGGAGCCGGAGGAUGAGCUCGAAGACAAGCAUGAGCAUGAGCAUGAAAAUGGUGAUUAG